AUGCGUUUAGCCACAUCCAGACGUCUACAAGACCAAUUGAUCCCACUGGAGACACUGGCGACGGAACUUCACCUGGCUGUGUCCGAAGACGCGACUUCUGGUGAUCAGCUGGGAUGGUUAGUACCUGGUUACCUACCCGAUACUUCAGGACGCUAUGCAGCUCCGAUAUUUUGGCAGACGACCAAAGAAUAUCGUCACUCAUAUUCGUGGUGGACGGCGCACUUGUGUAAAUAA
This is a messenger RNA of Opisthorchis viverrini, 234 nucleotides long. RefSeq lists its product as hypothetical. NCBI's taxonomy places the organism in Eukaryota, Metazoa, Platyhelminthes, Trematoda, Opisthorchiida, Opisthorchiidae. Bases 1 to 234 code for a protein of 77 amino acids. The record is from RefSeq and is a predicted model, not a curated record. The transcript has a single exon.